Molecule: messenger RNA, 888 nt
Organism: Seriola dumerili (greater amberjack)
Lineage: Eukaryota; Metazoa; Chordata; Actinopteri; Carangiformes; Carangidae
Exons: 1
Coding region: 1-888 (295 amino acids)
Biological process (GO): G protein-coupled receptor signaling pathway
Cellular component (GO): membrane
Molecular function (GO): G protein-coupled receptor activity
Source: RefSeq, a predicted model, not a curated record
AUGCUCCUGUCCAACAUCACAGACUCUCUAACUGGAGAAGUGCCUCUCUCAGUGAACUUCGACACUCCUGUGGAAUAUCUAAUUUUUAUUUUCCAGAUUCUAUUCGCUACAGCUACUGUUCUCGUAGCCGGGCCUGUAGUCAUUGCCAUCUUGUCUACCAGAGCGCUUCGCCUCCAAAACAGGUUUAUUUUCAUGCUGAACACCAGUAUUUGUGAUACGCUCGUUGGGUUUUCAGUGUAUUAUCUCGGUCUGUUUGAUGUUCAGGAGGGAUAUCCUUCAAGAAAUGGAACUCACAAUAUGUUACCUUCUCUCCUAGGUGUAAACAUAAUGACAUUUUUAUUUGCACAGUUUGACCGUUAUUUUGCUGUGUGCCACCCAUUCAUCUACACACGUUUUCUAACCCGGCGAGUGGUUAUCUCAGCAAAUGUCUAUUGUUGGUUUCAUGUCUACGCUCAGACGAUCAUUUCAAAUUUCUUGCCCCUUUCCAGAGCAAUACAGUUGUAUGUUUUCAGUAUUAUCAGCUUACAAGUCAUUGUGCUCACCAAAGUGGUCAUGACUAUCAAACUGUAUGUUAUUGCCAGAUUCCAGGUAGAGAGAGACCCCCCCAGCGCCGAGAAAGAAAACAAAAAGGAGUCCUUGAGAAUCAUCAUUUUUGUUGUCAUAAGCUUCUUGGUGUUGUGGAGCCCCUCUUUUAUUAAUAUCGUACUCAGACUGGUGAUAGGAAGAGGGUUGAUAUUUAAGAACGAGGCCACCAAUCUUUUCGCUAUCAUGGCUCGUUUCAACGCCGUGUGCACACCGGCGGUGUACUUGUGGGGAAGUCAGGCUCUGAGGGAAGCCCUGUUUAGGACAGUGUGGGGCAGAUUGUGCCCAAGAUGCAACAGGAGGUAA